GCUGGGUGGGGGGAGGGGCAGAGGGCUCAUACCACAGCUUAUAAGAGUGGAUUUAUAUAUAUGUAUUAAACCCUACGUUCUCUGGGUUCCUCUGGGUUCUUGAAGACAGCUGACAUGUUGUGCUGUUCUUCUGUCUCAGCAGGGGGAGGGCUCCGUGGAGCGGGGGGGGCAGGUGUUCUCCGAUCUUCUCACUGCUGCUGCUGCUCAUGGUUGGAACUGUUGUGUUCCACCUUAACAGUUCCCUCAGUGCGGAACUGUCGCUGACCAGAUUAUGGAGAACAAACAACAGCGUGAAGACGAGUGAAGGCUGCAGCGUCUCCACAGACCAGUGCUUCGUCUCCUACCCGCUGCAACACAGUUUUAUCAUCGACCAGCCGGACAGAUGUGGGGAAGAGAAGCCCUUCUUGGUUCUGAUGAUACCGGUGGCACCACGUGACACCGAGGCCCGUCGGAUCAUCCGCAGCACGUGGGCCAGAGAAACCAACGUGAUGGGACGGACAGUCACUCACUACUUCCUUAUGGGCCGGUCCAGGAACGCAAGUGAGACGGACGUCCUGCAGGAGCAGCUGCUACAGGAAGGCCGGAGACACGGGGACGUCCUGCAGAGUGACGUGGUGGACAGCUACAACAACCUGACCAUCAAGACCAUGCUGAUGUUCGAGUGGCUCAGCUCACGUUGUCCCAGCGCCGCUUACGCCAUGAAGAUCGACUCCGACAUAUUCCUCAACGUCCACAGACUGGUACGGUUGUUGGUUGAAGCCCCUCGCAGUCUGUACAUGACUGGCCUGGUGGUCAGGGGGGCCGCGGUACACCGAAACCCUGCCUCGAAAUGGUUUUUGCCCGUGUCCGUCUUCCCCGAGCCCGUCUACCCCCCCUACCUGCAGGGAAUGGGUUAUGUGUUCUCCAUGGAUUUACCCAGAAUGCUGCUGAAGGCGUCCAUGCAUGUGAGGGCUGUUUACAUUGAAGACGUCUACGUGGGUCUGUGUAUGAGGUAUCUGGGACUCAGACCCACAGAACCUCCUCAGAGCAGUCUGUUCCAGCCACAAAAACCUUUCUGGACCUUUGGCUGUUACUGGACCGGGGUCAUCGCAACGCUUCUGGAGAACUCACGGCAGCUCCAGGACGUGUGGACAGUCUAUCAGGGUCAGCGGACGAGCGGCUGCUGAGGACCCUCGGACCGAACCGCAGCUGCCACAGUGCGGCCGCUCUAAACAAACUGAAACCUGAAGGAUGUAAAUGGUUCAUCUCCAUCGCUGCAGUAAAGCCAGUCACUACCUCAGUCAGCCACUAGGGUCCUUCACUCACCACCAUGGUAGUUUUUAUCACUAACUAUCUGAUGGUGUAAAUAUAUACAGUAUAUUGACUAGAACCAAAACAAAAGUCAUCAUUGGUUCAAUUCCCUGCUCCACCAGCUUCAUGUAUUGACUCUUCCCUGCGUGUGUGUGUGUGUGUGUGUGUGUGUGUGUGUGUGCUCCACCUGUGACUCUUUCCAGGUGAAGUUUAAUCAUUAAUUAAAACAUAAUGUGUUUGGUCAACCUUUGACCACUACUAUCAAAGUACUACACAGUACACAAGUACUACACAGUACACAAGUACUACACAGUACACAAGUACUACACAGCACAUUUUGUCAGGUCUGUCUUAGUAUCCAGUAAAGUUCAUAAAUAUCACAAUGUAGUAAAUAUCAACAAAGACAAGCUGGGAAACUGAGGAACAAGACUGCUGGUCCUGGUACUGGUACUGGUACUGGUAUUGGUACUGGUACUGGUACUGGUACUGGUAUUGGUACUGGUACUGGUACUGGUACUGGUACUGGUAUUGGUACUGGUACUGGUCCUGGUACUGGUACUGGUGGGGGGGGGUUACCCCAAAGCUACUACAGUACUACGACUGGUACUUCGGUUCAGUAAUGACUGCGCAUGCGCAUGCACACGCACACAUGGAGCAGGGGAAAAACGUGAAACGGAAACGUUGGCAACAGCGCUCUCGUGUGGUAAGUCGGGGAGUGAAAUAUCAGAGGUGAGAAAAGGAAGAACUUUUUUUCACGGUGUUGUUGAUGAGACAAGUCAAUAUUUGGGUCGUGUUCGUGAUUUAACACUAAAAACUGUGACUGUUGUUGGAAAAGGUUU
Messenger RNA from Cynoglossus semilaevis (tongue sole), 2129 nucleotides. Its product is annotated as beta-1,3-galactosyltransferase 2-like. Bases 207 to 1166 code for a protein of 319 amino acids. Gene Ontology annotation, biological process: protein O-linked glycosylation. Gene Ontology annotation, molecular function: N-acetyl-beta-D-glucosaminide beta-(1,3)-galactosyltransferase activity. The transcript is spliced from 3 exons. Gene Ontology annotation, cellular component: Golgi membrane. The record is from RefSeq and is a predicted model, not a curated record. NCBI's taxonomy places the organism in Eukaryota, Metazoa, Chordata, Actinopteri, Pleuronectiformes, Cynoglossidae.